Molecule: messenger RNA, 3033 nt
Organism: Nematocida parisii ERTm1
Lineage: Eukaryota; Fungi; Microsporidia
Exons: 1
Coding region: 1-3033 (1010 amino acids)
Biological process (GO): regulation of DNA-templated transcription
Molecular function (GO): sequence-specific DNA binding
Source: RefSeq, a predicted model, not a curated record
AUGAAGCAGUUAAGAAAAAAAUGUAUUAUAUUUGGACUGAUGUUUAUAAUAAGUAUAGAAAUUGUAACUUGCGGGGGGUUUAAAGCAGCGUAUAAGAAACAAUUAAGUAAAAUAGAUAAUCUAAGCACAAGUGAUACACGAUUUAUGUGGGGUAUGUUUAACAAUUGUAGUUCUGUAUCAUCUGACAAUACUAACCAACCUAUGCAGACAGAUGGCCAGACAUUAAAUCCAUCUAAUUCAAAUAAAAGGCCCCAUGAUACAGACAACAAUACUCAAAAUUCUAACGCUAUCAAAAGAGCUCGUUAUAUGGGUAUGAAUAAUGCAGAGAGCAAUGUAGAUAACUCAGCAAUAGACAUAGCUACAGAACCAAUAAUGGAUCUAACAUCAGAGCCAGCCUCAAAAAUGCCAUUAAAAGAAACUUCAGAACUAACCACAUCCACUACUAUUAAUCCUCUUAAAGUUGAUUCUAACAGUAAGUUGGUUAUAACUAGUACAUUGUGUUUUUGUGCCGCUGAAAAUCAAUUUAUUAUACGAAACUAUACGAGUUAUAUAGAAAGUUUUGAAACUGCACUGGUUUCAAGCUCAAGUAGAUCUUUAAGAUCUGAAAAAAAUAUCAAACGAGCAGACAUAAUAAUUAAAAAGUGGGAAAGUGAUAAAGAAACAGAUAUUUGGACUAUGAUUAAAAGUACGGGCAUGCGAUUUCUUCUACUAAAAAUCAUAUUUCAAAAGAUAAAAGACGAAAAAUCUAUUAGUGUUUACAGACAGCUUAAUCCAUUAUGGUAUGUCGGAUUUCUAAAUGAUCUAGUUGAUUAUAUUAAAAAUCAUAGUCAAAUAACAAUAUAUUAUUAUGACACUAUUACUUCUUUACAUGCUAAUAAAAGAGCAGAAACUCUUGGAGAUAUUUGGAUAAAUAAAGAAGUAAAUUUAUACUGCUGCUGCAGUGGUAUAAAUAGUCAAAUAGCUGUAGAAGGAGCAGAGAGGGGUAUACAACUUAAAAAAAAGUUGAAUACCAUUCUUUUAAUACCAGAGGUAUAUGAAGACUUCUAUAAAAUGCCACAGAGUGCAGUUAAUAGUUUUGUUAAAGAAAUUAAAGCAAAAAUAAUGAAUAGGGAUAAAAAAAAUAAGAGUAAUAAUAUAAUAGGCCCUGCAAAUGAUUUAAAAAUUGAACAGCUACCGGAUUUAAAGUGGAUUAUAACAUAUCUUAUACACACUGCACAGAAAGAUGAAGAAUUGGCAGAAGAAGCACACAAUGCAAUUAAACAAAUUAAAUUGCAUGAGGGCAAUGAGAAUUUAAUAGGCAAUUCUAAUGCAAUAGAAGUAUAUAAUUUUGUAUGUAAUAAAGUUGGUAUUUUUUAUAAAUAUCAUGGAAUGGCAUAUAAACUAUACCAGAAAAAAAAAGGCGCUAUUAGAAAUAGAACGCGAUUGAUUCAUAUAGAUAAUAUGAAUAAAACACGAGCACACAGUAAAAUGUUAGGGGAAUAUAGUUUAAAGGCUCAACAACUUUUUAAAUCUAUUGCAAAGGUAAAAAGUCUAGGUAAAAUAGAAAACAAUGGCUUUACUCAUGUUAUUGGCAUAGAUAAGAUAAAAUACACUAACAUAUUCGCUGAAAAUAACACAUUACUAAGCAUAAAAGACCAUUAUCAUGUGCAAUUUGUAGACAAUGAGUGGCACACAGCUACAAUGAUUCAUCUUCCCUACUACAUACAUAGGCAAAAAAAUGGUACAAUUAUAAACUAUCAGUUUCAUACAAUUAAAAACAUAAUAACUCAUUUAAAAAGCGCUUUUAAUAUAAGAACACGAUAUAAAACAGGGGCUAUUAAAAGAAAAAAUAAUAUUAAAAAGAUCUUUAAUACAAAAGAAAAAAUUAAGAAUUUUAAGAUUGGAGAUGUGUAUUCAUUUAAGUACUGCAAGCAGGAUAAAACCUGGUCGUUAAUAACCGAUGAUUCCGAUUUAAACAAAACAGUACAGACAAUAGAAAGUGAAAACUAUAAUGUAGUAUUCUAUUACAUAAAAGAAAAUAUCUAUGAAACCGAGUUCUGUUUUGCACAGUUUGUGUAUUCAUCAGAAGUAAAAAGUAAUGUUAAAGACAGUAAUAUGGAUAAGAUAAGAAUUCCAUUAUUUCUUUCUAAGUUUAUGGUCUCUGGUGCAGUGCUUGGGCCGUAUGACAAGAAUAGCAUUAAUUAUAACGUAUUUAAAUUGGGUAAAUAUAAAGAUUUAGUGCCAAUUGACUAUACAGAGAUUUAUACUCCUCCAUUUUUUAAGACUAAUUCAAGUUCUUCCAGAAUACAAAUAAAUAAUUCAAGAUCGUCAGUAAUUGAAAGACAUAUGAAAGAAAGUGAUCUUAAUUAUGCUAUUAAACACUAUUAUAGCGACUUCUUUAUACGAAAUUCAACAGACUUCUAUGAGGAGCCCCACUGCUACUACAUGAAUAUUCAAUCCGAAAUUAAUAAUGCGACUGGUGAUAUAAAUAUAACUUGGAAUACAAGAUUCUAUGAAAGUGUCUAUGAGUAUACAACAUAUAAAUUUGACAGCAGAAUACAAGACGAAAGAAGCCAUGUGGGUGCUAUUAAUCAACCAGCGCAUGCUUCUUUCAUUGACAUGCUACAGCGCAAAAAUCCUUCUCUUAAUACAGCAUUAUAUGGGCACUGUUUCUACAAAACCCAUGCAGAGGUUGACUAUAAAACCAGUGCUGUUUUUUGUCUGACUAUGAAAGAUCUUUUAGAAAGAAUGAAUGCGUAUUUAGUGGAUAAAAAUACAAAAGAUGAAAUAAUCGAUCCUAUUUCAAUGAGAAAACUCUAUAAAAAGGACUAUGAUCCAAGAUUCAUUCUAAAAGACAUUUCAAGUGCUAUUCAAAAUAGCAAACUACAAGAAAUUAAACAAAGUGAUGAAGGAAUUAUAUCCAUAAGAGACAAUAACUACAACGGCUGUAAAUAUGGAAUUCACUAUGAUAUUUCAAAUGCUUUAAUUAAAACCCAUCCCAUAACACGAGAAUUACGUUUACAAGAACUUAAAAAACUAUCAAAAAAAACUUAA